UUUCCUGUUGCGUCAUUUGGUUUCCUAGCAACUGACGGCCUCGGCGGUAAUUCGAACAGCAGAGGCCGUAAUGAAGCGGGGAGGGAGUUCGCAGUUGAGAGAGGUCUUGUGCGCUCUGUGCCGGCUCGUAUCUGGCUGCGGCGUGGGGCUCAACCCAGAGACGUUUAGGAGGGCUAAGUUUGACCGUCCCGAAACGGCACCAGAGUUUUGGAAUUUGCUGUACUGCUUGCUAACGAAGAUCUACCAAGUGAGAUACGGUUCACCGGUCUCAAUAAAUGAACCUGAAAACUUGGAAAACCGAACUUCCUACGUAAAAACUGUACUGUGGCAUCAAGGCUAUGGAAGAUCUGCCUUUUACCACUUACCUUUUGAUGGGUCUCAGGGCAGCAGGGAGUUACUGCUUGCAUUUUCCUGGCUCUUGCUCCGAAUGAGGCCUCUAGAGCGAAUCCUUCAGAUGAACAGAGUCUCAGUAGGGGAUGAAAUAUCUUUUUGUAUGUGCCCAGGCAAAGAAGACCUAAAAGAGAACAAAGAUUCCGAAUCUCUAGACGGUAGAGAAGUGGACGUGCGAUAUUUGCAAUGGCUGAAUGGAAAACUCAGUUUUUGCUGGAGAAGCCUUCAUGCUGCUCACCAGGAGAAAUGCACUCUUCAACAUAAGAUUCAUUCAUACACACAAGGCUGUCAUGUUGAUCAAAGUGUCAGUCAUUUGUCUGUCUUGGAAACAGAUCUUGUGCGGCAUCCUGAAAACUACACUAAGUUAUUGCAGUUGCUUCAAUCAGAAAAUACAAACCUAGAAGCAUAUAUGGAAUGGAAGCGCCUUGAACCAGUGUACUGGCAGUGGAUGGUGAGUGUCUUGGAGUCCACUCCUGAAAAUGAUCAAGGUCUCUCUAUGCAAGAUUACAAAAGAAAUACAACUUCUCUGUGGAGCAACAAUCUUAAUCAUGAUAUAGACAAACUAAACAGUGACUUGGACCAAAAAGCCAGGUAUCUUCAAGAACUUUUAGAACGACGACGGUCAUCUUGGAAUGGGCAGGGCAGCAGCUGGUGGUGGCUUGCCAAGCUAUGCAUGUAUAGAAGGCACUACAGAUAUGCAAGGAUCAAAGAGAUAGAAAAGAAUGUCACUGAAAAGGAAUUGCGUUUGAUGUUUAAGAAAAUAAAGCAAGAAGUACAAAAGAACACAGAAGAUCUGAAAUCCCAGCGAGCACAAGCCAAAGAUCUCCAUGGCCCAUACAGAUUGGUCUUUAGAGAAGCCAGUGGGACUCAGAGCAAGAACCUUUACAUGAGAGCUUUCCAUGCGACGGAGCUGGUUAAAGAACUGCAAAAAGUUUGCACAAAAAUGGAGGCUGAAUUACAAAAGCUGCAAGAUGAAUGCAGAUGCAAGUUGGAAGAAAUUUCUGAAGAAUUUGAAGGGAUAAUUUGUAUUCCUCCUGCUAAAGGCUGAUUGGCCAAAACUUUACAGUAAAGCUGGCCAUAGACGCAAAGAUCCGAUCGUACGAAUCAUUGUACGAUUGGACUUCCCCAUCUCCCGACCUGUCACUAACCGUUCAGAUCAAAGUCUUAUCAUUCCGACCAAAUAAAGUA
Xenopus laevis (African clawed frog) is the source of this 1578-nucleotide messenger RNA. It is a transcript of the gene tedc1.L, whose product is annotated as tubulin epsilon and delta complex protein 1. Bases 71 to 1438 code for a protein of 455 amino acids. The record is from RefSeq and is a predicted model, not a curated record. Lineage: Eukaryota; Metazoa; Chordata; Amphibia; Anura; Pipidae. The transcript is spliced from 9 exons.